Messenger RNA from Archocentrus centrarchus (flier cichlid), 525 nucleotides. RefSeq names its product hepcidin-like. The transcript has 4 exons. Lineage: Eukaryota; Metazoa; Chordata; Actinopteri; Cichliformes; Cichlidae. The record is from RefSeq and is a predicted model, not a curated record. Gene Ontology annotation, molecular function: 2 iron, 2 sulfur cluster binding. Bases 80 to 340 code for a protein of 86 amino acids. Gene Ontology annotation, cellular component: extracellular region. Gene Ontology annotation, biological process: intracellular iron ion homeostasis; defense response to bacterium.
CAGGAGAACACAAGGGAGCUCACCACAAUCAUCAAGACCAGGAGAAACAGCCAAACUUCAUCCCUCAAACCUUCCUAAGAUGAAGACAUUCAGUGUUGCCGUUGCAGUGGCCGUGCUGCUCACAUUUAUCUGUCUUCAUCAGAGCUCUGCUGUCCCACUCACUGAAGAGCAGGAGCUGGAGGAGCCAAUGAGCAUUGAAUAUCCAGCAGCAGCACAUGAGGAGGCAUCAGUGGACUCAUGGAAGAUGCUGUAUAACAGCAGACAGAAGCGCGGCAUCAAGUGUCGCUUUUGCUGUGGCUGCUGCAACCCCGGUGUGUGUGGAGUUUGCUGCAGAUUCUGAGGAUUCCUGCUCCAACAACCACUAAAUAUUAACUUGUUAACCUUUUCCAGUAUAAAACAAAAUGUAUGAUUGCAAAACUUUAACUGACACAUUAUGCUUGAUGUGGCUGCUUCAUCCACACAUUUGUUUAAUAUGUAUUAUUCAACCUAUUCAACCUAUUCAGAUGUCAGUCCCUUGGUGAUGUG